CGAUGACAUGGGCGAGUGUGGUUCGUUGUGUUAGAAAAGGCUGAAAGAAGAGAUGGUGCACAUGGACUCUUGGUGCAUUUUACAUUGCCAGUUUGGCCACACAGUAUAUCCAUAACAGACAGUAACAUGCAAGACAAUUAGAUGUUGUCAGGACUUUGACCUUCAUCCUGGACAACCUAAAAACUUUCAACAGCCAUCUAUAUACAGUCAGUGCACUACUUUUACUUCUCGCUCAGCCUUUCAGGUGCUACUAGCUGGCAUUAGGAUCUCCUCCUGCAUCAGUGCGUGUGUUGAGAGGUGGUCAAUCAAACCGUCAGAACAGGCAGCAUGUGUUUGAAGUGACGUGACUUUUCAGACAUGUCACUGGUGGUCACGAUGAUGUUCGUCACUCUUGAAGGUGGUCAUGCGGAUUCAUGUCAACAGACUCAACACGGGCUCAGUUCAUUCACUCCUGCACUGCUCGUUUGUAUUUUUAUAGGCAAGUGUACUGUUUGAAAUUCACUCUUGUAUUUGCGGACUGCAAGAGACAGUGAAGAUGCAACUGGGCAGAAAGUAGUUAGAUCAAACAAGAGCUAAUAACCAAGUGUAGAUAAACAGUUUAUCUACUCUGUAAUAACGUAUAACGAUCGUUGCUGCUGUUUGAAUAGUCGACUAGUCAACACGUUGUGUUCCUGGUGCACGUGUCUCGUAUCACUCAGGACUGGCAGUACACUUGACCUUGGAAAGGCUUUCAGCCACGUGCCGGUUUGCUACCUGGUCAACUUAUAAACUUAUAUUGUGUAGCUACAUGUAGUGGAUUGAACAGCCGCCACAGCAGUUGAGAUGGUGCAGAGCCUGGAAGUGACGCGGCUGCAUUAUGCCGUGAAGGAGGCCGACUCCAAGCAGAAGUUGAUGAGGAAACUGGUUGGUCUGGGUUGCACAUGUUCAGCGGAGGACGAGAAGUGGCGAACAAUUCUGGAUGGCGUGUCAUUGCAGGUGAAGCGUGGUGAAGUCAUGGCUAUCAUGGGGAACUCUGGCUGUGGUAAGACAUCUCUACUGGAUAUCAUUGCUUGUCGUCAGGACACUGGCAGCUCCGUUACCCUCAGUGGUGAUGUACUGAUCGAUGGUAAAGCGCGCACCCUGGAAAUGGUUCGCAGCUCCGUUGGCUAUGUGCGGCAGGACGAUCGCUUAAUUGCUCAGCUGACGGUGCGCGAGACGCUGGAGUUCGUUGCUGCCUUACGUUUGCCGGCCGAUAUGCUUUGGUCGGACAAGUCGGCUUGGGUGGAGAGGGUCAUCCAGGAGCUUGCACUCUGGCAUGUGGUGGACCAGCCAGUCGGCAGCGUGGAGAAACGUGGCAUCUCCGGUGGCGAACGACGGCGAGUGAGCAUCGGUGUGCAGAUGCUGCUCAACCCUGAGCUGCUGCUCUUGGACGAGCCAACGUCCGGCCUGGAUGCAUUCAACGCUGCACAGCUGACGGAGCUGCUGCAUCAACUGUCGCGCUCCGGCCGUAUCAUACUGAUGACCGUGCACCAGCCACGUGCUGCUAUCUUUCAUAGAUUUGACAAGCUGAUGCUGCUCUCGGCUGGUGGACGUACUGUGUACUGUGGAGAGAGCAAGAAGACUGUCCUGGACUACUUCAGCUCCGUUGGAUACGCAUGCCCAAAGCUUAAUAAUCCGGCCGAUUACCUUGUAGACAUAUCCACGGUGGACCUACAUUCGGACGAGAAGGAGGCGACCUCAAGACAGCGCGUUGAUCAGCUUGUGGAGGAGUUUCGCCAGAGAACCACCGCAGCCAAUGUGCUGAUGUGGAGCGGGCCUGAGAGUGAUGAAGGCUGCGUGGUGGAGUCAGACACACACAAUGCCGGUGCACAGAAUGCGCUGGCGGCGCAUCGUCACACUGCUGAUGUUCACAUGCUGCCUACUGGCGCUAGUCCAGGUAUGUUCCGCCAGUUCCUCAUCCUCUGCUGGCGUGCCUGGUUGAAGGAGCUACGUAGUGUCGGCUGGCAGUUCCAGCAACUGCUUGCCGCUCUGUGGAUGUCACUAGAGGUCGGUCUUAUCUACUUUGAUAUCGGGCAAGAUCAACGCGGCAUUCGUGAUCGCAUCUCCGUCGUCUACUCGUCGCUAGCAAUUUAUCCGUUUAUGGUAACCCUCGACACAGUAGCCAAGCUGCAUUCGGAACGCCGAUUCUUCUUCUACGAGAUCCAAGACGGCAUGUACAGCUCUGGGCCGUUCUUCUUCUCGAAGCUGCUAUGUGAGCUGCCGUUCAACUUGCUCGCCUGGGUGUGUUUUGUCCCCAUCUUCUACUGGAUGGCCAAUCUGAAGCCGGACAUUCUCAGCUUCGUGUACACCUCACUGUUUGUGCUGCUCGUCGUCUAUGUGUCCCGAUCAGCUGCUCUGGCGAUUGCGACUGGCAUUCACAAGUUCCAGGUUGCUCAGUUUGUUGCCAAUCUCGCAUUCACUAUCAACAUCUUCACAUCCGGCUUCAUUCUCAACCUGACUAGUCUCAACCCUGGUGUGCACUGGACAAGCUACCUGGGAUUCGUACGCUGGGCCAUCCAGGGCAUGGCUGCACUGCAGUUCCGUGACAUCAAGUUUUCCUGCGCCGACGCCGAAUCCAACUCGACGUGCAUACCCACUGGUCAAGAGGCACUGAAGUUCUAUGCCCUGGACGAGUACACGGAGGUGGACAGCUGGUACAUCCUGGGUGGCAUGUUCAUUGCCUGGAAUCUGCUCACCUUGGUCUUUCUCAAGUUCAGAAGCCAGCGACCAGAGCAGAUCUAGGUAUCUGCUAGGUCCAGGCAUGCAUCUGCCUGCACGACAUGGCUCGGUGGAUGGCUGCCACCCGGUGUGCAUAGCAGUGCCUCCGCUCACUCGCGGACCAACUGAUCUCCGUUUCCUGCUACAACAUCGCUGUCUGUGUGUUGUUUGUGUUGACAAAGAAACUACUGCACAUACACCCUGAUCUGUUUUCUCUACUUCUUAUCACCCCUUCCACCUAGUGUCGUAUUUCCAUAUUUUACCUUAUCCCAUGAGCUUUAUGAUAGUAUUUUUAUAACCACAUGUCACGUCAUCACAUUUACUCAAAAGGCUGGCCCUGUAUUUUUCAAUUUUCACCAUUCUAAUCAACCUGUACCAAUGGCGGACAUCCAAAGAAUCCGUUCAAAAAUCACUUGAACACUCCCGAGCUUCUUUUUACCAGCCUGCAUACGUCCUCAUUUUCGAUCGGCGUAUUGAAAACCCAGGACUCCCAGAGCACUGGAUAUUAUACAGUGCUGCCUGAUUGAAAAGAUAUAUUUUUAAUUGAUUUUUCACUGAUGAUAAUGAUGCAGGCUGCACACAACAUCACGUUACAUGUUGUAUGCUUUUAAAACUGUGCCAUACUCCAG
Sycon ciliatum is the source of this 3365-nucleotide messenger RNA. Its product is annotated as ATP-binding cassette sub-family G member 8-like. Gene Ontology annotation, biological process: transmembrane transport; cholesterol efflux; cholesterol homeostasis. Bases 823 to 2760 code for a protein of 645 amino acids. Gene Ontology annotation, cellular component: signaling receptor complex; plasma membrane. The record is from RefSeq and is a predicted model, not a curated record. NCBI's taxonomy places the organism in Eukaryota, Metazoa, Porifera, Calcarea, Leucosolenida, Sycettidae. Gene Ontology annotation, molecular function: ABC-type transporter activity; cholesterol transfer activity; ATP binding. The transcript has 2 exons.